This is a messenger RNA of Canis lupus familiaris (dog), 6369 nucleotides long. RefSeq names its product unc-13 homolog A (gene UNC13A). Gene Ontology annotation, biological process: synaptic vesicle maturation; synaptic transmission, glutamatergic; synaptic vesicle priming. The transcript is spliced from 45 exons. NCBI's taxonomy places the organism in Eukaryota, Metazoa, Chordata, Mammalia, Carnivora, Canidae. Gene Ontology annotation, molecular function: calcium ion binding; syntaxin-1 binding; calmodulin binding. The record is from RefSeq and is a predicted model, not a curated record. Bases 162 to 5354 code for a protein of 1730 amino acids. Gene Ontology annotation, cellular component: presynaptic membrane; plasma membrane; presynaptic active zone cytoplasmic component.
CGUCAGGAGCUGUCCGCACCCCCGGUGCUGAACCAAGAUGGCCGGCGGCGGAGGCCGGGCCCCGGCGUGAGCUGAGCGCGGGCUGCAGCCCCGGCCAUGCCCCAGCCCAGGGACUGCUAAGCUCUGCCUGACGGAGCCGGCCCGCCGGCGACCCCGGAGACAUGUCUCUACUUUGCGUAGGAGUAAAAAAAGCCAAGUUUGAUGGUGCCCAAGAGAAAUUCAACACAUACGUGACCCUGAAGGUGCAAAAUGUCAAGAGCACGACCAUCGCAGUGCGGGGCAGCCAGCCCAGCUGGGAGCAGGAUUUCAUGUUUGAGAUUAACCGCCUGGAUUUGGGGCUGACGGUGGAGGUGUGGAACAAGGGUCUCAUCUGGGACACAAUGGUGGGCACCGUGUGGAUUCCCCUGCGGACCAUCCGCCAGUCCAAUGAAGAAGGCCCUGGAGAAUGGCUAACAUUGGACUCUCAAGUCAUCAUGGCAGACAGUGAGAUCUGCGGCACCAAGGACCCCACCUUCCACCGCAUCCUCCUUGACACCCGCUUCGAGCUGCCUUUAGACAUUCCUGAGGAGGAGGCGCGCUACUGGGCCAAGAAGCUAGAGCAGCUGAAUGCCAUGAGGGACCAGGAUGAGUAUUCAUUCCAAGAUGAACAAGACAAGCCUCUCCCUGUCCCCAGCAACCAGUGUUGCAACUGGAAUUAUUUUGGCUGGGGUGAGCAGCAGAAUGAUGACCCUGACAGUGCAGUGGACGAUCGUGACAGUGACUAUCGCAGUGAGACAAGCAACAGCAUCCCGCCACCCUAUUACACUACAUCCCAGCCCAAUGCCUCAGUCCACCAGUACUCUGUCCGCCCGCCACCCCUGGGUUCCCGGGAAUCCUACAGUGACUCCAUGCACAGUUAUGAGGAGUUCUCCGAGCCACGGGCCCUCAGCCCCACUGGCAGUAGCCGCUAUGCCUCCUCGGGAGAACUGAGCCAGGGCAGCUCGCAGCUGAGCGAGGACUUCGACCCCGACGAGCAGAGUCUGCAGGGCUCCGAGCUGGAGGACGAGCGGGACCGGGACUCGUACCACUCCUGCCACAGCUCAGUCAGCUACCACAAGGACUCGCCGCGCUGGGACCAGGACGAGGAGGAGCUGGACGAAGAACUGGACGAAGAGCUGGACGAGGAUCUGGAGGACUUCCUGGAGGAGGAGGAGGAGCUGCCCGAGGAUGAGGAGGAGCUGGAGGAGGAGGAAGAGGUGCCUGAUGACAUAGGUAGCUACACCCAGCGUGAAGAGGUGGCCGUGGCUGAGCCCAAGGACUUCAAGCGUGUCAGCCUCCCGCAGGCGGCAUCUGAGGAGGAGGAGAAGGCUCCGGCUGUACCUGCUGAGGCCCACGACGUGGCCAAGGCGGCCCCUGAACCAGCGGCACCGGAGGAGGUGCCCACAGCUGAGCGGGCACCUGAGCCGGAACCCCCCAAGUCCGAGGAGAGUUUCAGGCGACGAGAGGAUGAGGAAGGCCAGGAGGGUCAGGACUCCAUGUCCAGGGCCAAGGCCAACUGGCUUCGAGCCUUCAACAAAGUGCGGCUGCAGCUGCAGGAGGCCCGAGGAGAAGGAGAAAUGUCUAAAUCGCUGUGGUUCAAAGGCGGCCCUGGAGGUGGCCUCAUCAUCAUUGACAGCAUGCCAGACAUCCGCAAGAGGAAGCCCAUUCCACUCGUGAGCGACCUGGCCAUGUCCCUGGUCCAGUCCAGAAAAGCAGGCAUCACCUCAGCCUUGGCCUCCAGCACUUUGAACAACGAAGAGCUGAAAAACCACGUUUACAAGAAGACCCUGCAAGCCUUAAUCUAUCCCAUCUCCUGCACGACGCCGCACAACUUCGAGGUGUGGACGGCCACCACGCCCACCUACUGCUACGAGUGCGAGGGGCUGCUGUGGGGCAUCGCGCGGCAGGGCAUGCGCUGCACCGAGUGCGGGGUCAAGUGCCACGAGAAGUGCCAGGACCUGCUCAACGCAGAUUGCCUGCAGCGGGCUGCAGAAAAGAGCUCCAAGCACGGGGCGGAGGACCGCACGCAGAACAUCAUCAUGGUGCUCAAGGACCGCAUGAAGAUCCGGGAGCGCAACAAACCUGAGAUCUUCGAGCUCAUCCAGGAGAUCUUCGCCGUGACCAAGACCGCGCAUACACAGCAGAUGAAGGCGGUCAAGCAGAGCGUGCUGGACGGCACAUCCAAGUGGUCGGCCAAGAUCAGCAUCACUGUGGUCUGUGCCCAGGGUUUGCAGGCAAAGGACAAGACAGGAUCCAGCGACCCCUAUGUCACUGUCCAGGUUGGGAAGACCAAGAAACGGACAAAAACUAUCUAUGGGAACCUGAACCCUGUGUGGGAGGAGAACUUCCACUUUGAAUGUCACAACUCCUCAGACCGAAUCAAGGUGCGGGUCUGGGAUGAGGAUGAUGACAUCAAAUCCCGUGUGAAGCAGCGGUUUAAGAGGGAAUCUGAUGACUUCCUGGGACAGACGAUCAUCGAGGUGCGGACACUCAGCGGCGAGAUGGACGUGUGGUACAACCUGGACAAGCGGACUGACAAAUCCGCUGUAUCGGGUGCCAUCCGGCUACACAUCAGUGUGGAGAUCAAAGGGGAGGAAAAGGUGGCCCCCUACCAUGUCCAGUACACUUGUCUGCACGAGAACCUGUUCCACUUCGUGACAGACGUGCAGAACAAUGGGGUUGUGAAGAUCCCAGAUGCCAAGGGUGACGACGCCUGGAAGGUUUACUAUGAUGAGACAGCGCAGGAGAUUGUGGAUGAAUUUGCCAUGCGCUAUGGCGUCGAGUCCAUCUACCAAGCCAUGACCCACUUUGCCUGCCUCUCCUCCAAGUACAUGUGUCCUGGGGUGCCCGCCGUCAUGAGCACCCUGCUUGCCAACAUCAAUGCCUACUAUGCGCACACCACCGCCUCCACCAACGUGUCCGCCUCUGACCGCUUUGCUGCCUCCAACUUCGGGAAAGAGCGCUUUGUCAAGCUCCUGGACCAGCUGCACAACUCCCUGCGGAUUGACCUCUCCAUGUAUCGGAAUAACUUCCCAGCCAGCAGCCCAGAGAGACUCCAGGACCUCAAAUCCACUGUGGACCUUCUCACCAGCAUCACCUUCUUUCGGAUGAAGGUGCAAGAACUCCAGAGCCCACCCCGAGCCAGCCAGGUGGUGAAAGACUGUGUGAAAGCCUGCCUCAACUCUACUUAUGAAUACAUCUUCAACAACUGUCAUGAACUCUACAGUCGGGAGUACCAGACAGACCCGGCCAAGAAGGGAGAAGUUCCCCCAGAGGAACAGGGACCCAGCAUCAAGAACCUUGACUUUUGGUCCAAGCUGAUCACUCUCAUAGUGUCCAUCAUUGAGGAAGACAAAAAUUCCUACACUCCCUGCCUCAACCAGUUUCCCCAGGAGCUGAACGUGGGUAAAAUCAGUGCCGAAGUGAUGUGGAACCUGUUUGCCCAGGACAUGAAGUAUGCCAUGGAGGAGCAUGACAAGCAUCGCCUAUGCAAGAGCGCUGACUACAUGAACCUACACUUCAAGGUUAAGUGGCUGUACAAUGAGUAUGUGGCAGAGCUUCCUGCCUUCAAGGACCGCGUGCCUGAGUACCCUGCGUGGUUUGAGCCCUUUGUCAUCCAAUGGCUGGACGAGAAUGAGGAGGUGUCCCGGGAUUUCCUACAUGGGGCCCUGGAGCGAGACAAGAAGGAUGGGUUCCAGCAGACGUCAGAGCAUGCCCUAUUCUCCUGCUCCGUGGUGGAUGUCUUCUCCCAGCUCAACCAGAGCUUUGAGAUUAUCAAGAAACUCGAGUGUCCUGACCCCCAGAUUGUGGGGCACUAUAUGAGGCGCUUUGCCAAGACCAUCAGUAAUGUGCUUCUCCAGUACGCAGACAUCAUCUCCAAGGACUUCGCCUCCUACUGCUCCAAGGAGAAGGAGAAAGUGCCCUGCAUCCUCAUGAACAACACUCAGCAGCUCCGAGUGCAGCUAGAGAAGAUGUUCGAAGCCAUGGGAGGGAAGGAGCUGGAUGCCGAGGCCAGUGACAUCUUGAAGGAGCUCCAGGUGAAGCUCAACAAUGUCUUGGAUGAACUCAGCCGGGUGUUUGCUACCAGCUUCCAGCCACACAUUGAGGAGUGCGUAAAGCAGAUGGGUGACAUCCUCAGCCAGGUGAAGGGCACAGGCAAUGUGCCAGCCAGUGCCUGCAGCAGUGUGGCCCAGGAUGCUGACAAUGUGCUGCAACCCAUCAUGGACCUGCUGGACAGCAACCUGACUCUCUUUGCCAAAAUCUGUGAGAAGACAGUGCUGAAGCGGGUGCUAAAGGAGUUGUGGAAGUUGGUCAUGAACACCAUGGAGAAGACCAUCGUUCUGCCGCCCCUCACUGACCAGACGAUGAUCGGCACCCUCUUGAGAAAACAUGGCAAGGGAUUAGAAAAGGGCAGGGUGAAAUUGCCAAGCCACUCAGAUGGAACCCAGAUGAUCUUCAAUGCAGCCAAAGAGCUGGGUCAGCUGUCUAAACUCAAGGACCACAUGGUACGAGAAGAAGCCAAGAGCUUGACCCCAAAGCAGUGUGCAGUCGUCGAACUGGCCCUGGACACCAUCAAGCAAUACUUCCACGCAGGUGGCGUGGGCCUCAAGAAGACCUUUCUGGAAAAGAGCCCGGACCUGCAGUCCCUGCGCUACGCCCUGUCCCUCUACACGCAGGCCACUGACCUGCUCAUCAAGACCUUCGUGCAGACGCAGGCGGCCCAGGUCCAUGGUGGAAAAGGGACUAGGUUUACCCUUAGUGAAGACAUUUAUCCUGAGAAGGGCUCGGGUGUGGAAGACCCCGUGGGUGAAGUUUCAGUCCACGUUGAGCUCUUCACUCAUCCAGGAACCGGGGAACACAAGGUCACUGUGAAAGUCGUGGCUGCCAAUGACCUCAAGUGGCAGACUUCUGGCAUUUUCCGGCCAUUUAUCGAGGUCAACAUCAUUGGGCCCCAGCUCAGUGACAAGAAACGCAAGUUUGCAACCAAAUCCAAGAAUAACAGCUGGGCCCCCAAGUACAACGAGAGCUUCCAGUUCACGCUGAGCGCCGACGCGGGCCCGGAGUGCUACGAGCUGCAGGUGUGCGUCAAGGACUACUGCUUCGCGCGCGAGGACCGCACGGUGGGGCUGGCCGUGCUGCAGCUGCGGGAGCUGGCCCAGCGCGGGAGCGCCGCCUGCUGGCUGCCACUGGGCCGCCGCAUCCAUAUGGACGACACGGGCCUCACAGUGCUGCGCAUCCUGUCGCAGCGCAGCAACGACGAGGUGGCCAAGGAGUUCGUCAAGCUCAAGUCGGACACGCGCUCCGCCGAGGAGGGCGGCGCCGCGCCUGCGCCCUAGCGUGGGGCGCGCGGGCGGGCAGCGUUGCGCCUGCGCACGGGGCGGGGCGACGUCUGCGCUGGGGCCUCCCAGAGGGCUCUGCGGAGGGCUGGCUGUGCCUGCGCCCUUGACCUCGCUGCCCCCUCUGGGGAAUUGUGAACGGACGACGCCCCGCCCCCUCGAGAGGCCACGCCCUCGGGCGCGAUGAAGGAAGAAGCCACAUCCCCUACUAGAAGCCAAGUCCCCAGCGCCUAGGGGACCUUUGGAGCUGGGAUGGGAGGAAGUCCCGCCCCCUGUGGAGGAGGCCAGGUCCUGGGGCUCUGGUACGGGGAGGCCCUGCCUCCUGUCCCCUGGAAAAGCCAUAAGAUGGGUCCCCAACCCCUGGGGCCCAAGACCAAUUGCCAAGUAUGGAACUCUCAGCUCCCUCGAGGGGCGGGCCCUGGGCGAGGGGCGGGGCUUCCUGGAGCGCCCCCUGGGGUGGUCUAGGGGUUGGAGGCACUAGGAUGCAAGUUGGAGGGCCCAGGUUGGACCAGAGUGUCUUUUCAUGUUUGUGCAAAAAAUAAACGGGGAGGGAGGGUAGGAUGGGAUUUCAAAAGCACAUGCGCCCUCGGGCGCCCAAACCCUGGGGGCCAAGUGGAUGGCUGUGAAGCACCCGCGCUGCCCCCACUUCCCUAUGGGGGUUUGCCUCUCCUGUUCCCCCAAUAUACCCCAUCCUCAUAUCAUAGAGUUCAAUCCACCCAUUUAACAGAUGGCAAAACUGAGGCCCAGAGAGCUGCUUGAGGCUUUGCCGAAGGUCCCAGUGCCAUACCCUCUCCCCACUCCCUUUGGCCUGUGUGCCCCAUUUAAAGGUGGGCUGAGAUCGGAUGACCGACACAGCUCCCCAUUGCUGCUAACCCCUCCUCAGGGGACCUCCCCCAAUCCUUACAAGGGAUGGGGGUUCUGGGCCAAUCCUCCACUGCCCCCCCUCCCACGUCUGGCUGCCAAGUGAAACCCCUGCCCUCAGCCCUUUCCCCCUGGGACCCUGUGGGGCGGUUCC